GGCAUUUUAGGAAGCCCAAUCCGGCGCCGUGGCCUUGUCGCGCGAGUUUCCUUCCAGUGGAGGGACAAAGCAGCGAGCUUUUUGUCUGGCGGACGAAACGUUUCUUCCAUUUCAUGUUCUUUUCUUUUCCCUUUUGCCUCCACGAAUCAGCAGCAUACCCCAACCUAAAACACGAAUCAAACACAAUCUUAAUUUUUUCCUGGUUAGGAGCCUCCUUGUUGGGGGUGUGACGUUGAGGGGAGACUAUCUAUGGGUGGUGGAGGUGAUGCGGAUGCUUCUGCUGCUGCUGCGGCAGAGGAGGUCAGCAAAUCCAGCUCCGGGGAUGCAGUCACCGUAAAUAUCAGAUGCUCCAGCGGCUCUAAAUUUUCCGUCAAGAUCAGCCUUGAUUCCUCCGUCGAGUCCUUUAAGGCCGUUCUCGCGCAGAACUGCGAUGUCCCGGCCAGUCAGCAGCGCUUGAUUUACAAAGGCCGGAUCUUGAAGGAUGAUCAAACUCUUCAAAGCUAUGGCUUGGAAGCUGAUCACACAGUUCACUUGGUCCGUAGUUUUGCUCCAACAACAGCAAACACUGCUGGAGCGACCAAUCCUGCAGCUCCAAAUACCACUCAAACUAAUAAUACAAGAUCUGUUGGUUCAACUGAAACUGGGGCGUUAGGUGGAUCUGGUUUAGGAGCUUCAUUGUUUCCUGGACUUGGUGGCUUAGGGGGCAAUAGUGGUUUAUUUGGAGCUGGGCUCCCUGAGUUCGAGCAAAUGCAACAACAAUUGACUCAUAACCCGAACAUAAUGAGAGACAUAAUGAACAUGCCUGCUGUUCAGAAUUUAAUGAAUAACCCAGAGAUAAUGCGAAACUUGAUUAUGAACAGUCCUCAAAUGCGUGAAAUCAUUGAUCGAAAUCCUGAGCUUGCGCACAUACUUAAUGAUCCAAGCACUCUUCGACAGACACUUGAAGCAGCGAGAAAUCCUGAGCUCAUGCGUGAAAUGAUGCGCAAUACUGACAGAGCUAUGAGUAACAUAGAAUCAUCACCUGAGGGGUUCAACAUGCUUAGGCGCAUGUAUGAAAAUGUUCAAGAGCCUUUUCUAAAUGCGACUGCAAUGGCUGGGAAUACUGGAAGUGAUAGCUCAAACCCUUUUGCAGCUCUUCUGGGAGCUCAAGGUGGAACCCAAGCCAGAGAUGGAACAACCAACCAGUCUACCACUAAUUCUGAAACUACUACCAACCCUCCUGUGCCCAAUACAAACCCACUUCCAAACCCUUGGUCGCCUCCUGCAACUGGAGGUGCCCAAACAAACACAGCUAGAUUGAAUCCUGGUGGGGAUGCUAGGCCACAAGCACCUGCUGGGUUAGGUGGGCUUGGUCUCCCAGAGUUUGAAGGCAUGUUUGGUGCCAUGCAGGAUACCAAUCAGGUGAAUCAGUUGAUGCAAAAUCCAGCCAUUACACAAAUGAUGCAAAGUCUCCUUUCGAAUCCUCAGCACCUAAACCAGAUUCUUGGUUUCAAUCCUCAACUUCGGAGCAUGCUUGAUUCUAAUCCUCAACUGAGGGAAAUGAUGCAAAAUCCCGAAUUUCUUCGUCAGUUGACUUCUCCUGAGUUAAUGCAGCAACUGUUGAAUUUUCAGCAAUCUCUUAUGUCUCAACUUGAUCAGCAGCAAUCAACUCAGGAACCUGCUCAGACUGGUGGAGGAACAGCAGCAGUCAACAAUUUGGGGCUGGAGAUGUUGAUGAACAUGUUCGGUGGACUCGGCACUGGCAGCCUGGCUGUUCCUAGAUCUGAUGUACCACCCGAGCAACUAUACGCCACCCAAUUGACACAGCUUCAGGAAAUGGGUUUUCUUGACACUCAAGAGAACAUUCGGGCAUUAAUCGCCACUGCAGGAAAUGUUCACGCUGCGGUAGAGCGUCUUUUGGGAAAUAUCUAAUAGCUAUGAGAUAUUAUGUUCUUCCAAAAUUUCAGUUUGGACCAGAGUUAUAUUAAAGUCCCUUUUUUUGUAUGAAUAAGCUUGAGAUUAAGGUAUAGGGCUGCAAAUUUGUUGGUCUACUUUCUCCUUUCCUAGACACGUCAAGUGAGGCCAAAGUUUAUUGUACAUACCCAAAAAUUAAGAUUUCUCAUAUGAAAUAUUUGUUAAAUUUUCUGAA
Molecule: messenger RNA, 2128 nt
Organism: Rubroshorea leprosula
Lineage: Eukaryota; Viridiplantae; Streptophyta; Magnoliopsida; Malvales; Dipterocarpaceae
Source: the annotation of a GenBank genome assembly